Molecule: messenger RNA, 1959 nt
Organism: Leucoraja erinaceus (little skate)
Lineage: Eukaryota; Metazoa; Chordata; Chondrichthyes; Rajiformes; Rajidae
Product: polypeptide N-acetylgalactosaminyltransferase 3-like
Exons: 9
Coding region: 1-1431 (476 amino acids)
Cellular component (GO): Golgi apparatus
Source: RefSeq, a predicted model, not a curated record
AUGUCCGUGCUCUGUUCCUUGAAGGUUUGUCUUGGUCCCCACCACAGGUGCAUCAGCCGGAAGUUCAAACGAUGCCCGUCGCUGCCGUCCGCCAGCGUGAUCAUCGCCUUCUACAAUGAGGCCUGGUCCACUCUUCUGCGCACCGUCCACAGCGUUCUACACACGGCCCCCGCCAUCGUUCUCCGAGAGGUCAUCCUUGUGGACGACGGCAGCACUCAAGAACACCUGAAGGCAGCCCUGGACACUUACCUGGCAAGCCUCCCGUUGGUCAAGAUCCUUAGAAGCCCCGCGAGGAAGGGCUUGGUAUCCGCCAGGCUACUCGGGAGCUCCGGAGCAACGGGAGAAGUGCUGGUCUUCCUCGACUCACACUGCGAGUGUUUCGCGGGCUGGCUGGAGCCGCUGCUGGCCAGGGUUGCGGAGUUGGAGCAGGCGCUGGUCAGCCCGCAGGUCACCUCCAUCGACCCGCGGACCCUGGAGGUGAGGAAGCCCGUCCCCACCGACCGGAGCCCGUGGCGCGGCUCCUUCGACUGGUCCCUCUCCUUCUCCUGGGAGCAGCUGCCGGCCUACGAGAACGACGGCAGGAAGGACGACAGCUUCCCGUACAGGACUCCCACCAUCUCUGGAGGACUCUUUGCUGUGUAUAAGGACUACUUUGACUACAUCGGCACCUACGAUGACCAAAUGGAGAUAUGGGGCGGGGAGAACUUGGAGCUGUCUUUUCGGGUGUGGCAGUGCGGGGGACAGAUGGAGAUCCUGCCUUGCUCCGUGGUGGGGCACGUCUUCCGGGACGACCCCCCGGACAUGUACCCAGACGGGCCCAGCGUCGUCUACCGCAACCUGGUGCGGCUAGCCGAGGUCUGGCUGGAUGAGUACAAGGACAUCUUCUACACCCGUGUGCCUGAGGCAGCUGAAAUCGCCAGGAAGGGUUUGUUUGGCGACGUUUCGGAGCGGAGACAGCUGAGAGACCGACUGCAGUGCAAGAAUUUCAGCUGGUAUCUCUGGAACAUUCAUCCAGACCUGUACAUCCCUGGUCUACAUCGAGUGGAGCACAGCUCAUUAGUGAACCAGGGCAGCUUCUACUGUCUGAGCACAGAAGAGACUGAAGUGUUUGUGUCAAUGGACCCUUGCCACGGACAAGAGGAACGGCAGCAUUUCGAGUACACAGAGAAGGGGGAGAUCGUGACUGGGGGUCCCAUUCCGCGGUGUCUGCGGGCGGGGGCUCUAUCGGUGGUCCUGGCAGAGUGCGUGGCCUCCGUCGACAGUGCCAGUGCACCGGACGAACAGACGUUUGAGGUCAUUCAGCACGGAAUGAUAGUCAACCUGAGCCUGAGCCUGUGUUUGUCCGCGACUGGAGUGGACGUGAAGAUGGUUCAGUGUGACCCAACCGACGUGGACCAGCAGUGGAUGUUCAUGGAGGAGCCUCUAGAAUAAUGGACCUCUCCUCCCCCCCUCUCUCCCCGCCCGUCCACGCCGGUAGAUCUCAGGGAGCCCACAUCCCGCUUGGACCUCUCCUCAGAAGUGUCACCCCAUGGCUUCUCUUCCCAUCCACCGUUGGCCAUCUUCCAUUUUCCCCGGAGCCUGCCCUCACAUCCCUGAAGUUUCCUGAUUCCCUCCGACAGCCCGACGUCAGCGAUUCGCCCUCGAGUUUGCAGGAGGCCAUUCGCAAGGAGCAGAAAUAGGCCGUUCGGCCCAUCGAGUCUGCUCCGCCUGUGGAGAAAAGUGCUGGAGAAACUCAGCUGGUGAGGCAGCAUCUAUGGAGCGAAGGAAAAAGGCAACGUUUCGGGCUGAAACCCUUCUUCAGACCAAAGAUCCUAGAGCAGAGCAAGAUAGAUCACUCCCGCUAAAAGCAAUGGGCUGACGUGUAGUACGCAACGGAGCGGAACGUGGGCCUUUUUUUCAUCCAUUUCAGUAACCCGACCCGACCCGCAGUGUAAUCAACGUUGUGGGGGAACAGUUUGU